AUGAUCGACUCUACAACUACCAAUGGGUCUUCCCAGCCUCGGCAUCAUACACCAGUAUCUGAACUUCUGAAAAAUGCAGGCUUGUUCGAGGCAAGGGGAUUCGUUGCAGGCAAGUGGAGAACUGCAUCAAAUAAUGCAACGUUUCCUGUCUAUGAACCUGCUACUGGACUGGUACUCGGUGAAUGUGCGAAUUUCUCCAAAGACGCAUUUGCAAACUCUAUUGACACCUGCCACGACGGAUAUCAAGAAUUUUGGAGCCAAUUUACGGCCAAAGAGAGGGCUAAGAUAUUGAGAAGAUGGAAUGACUCAAUUCUGGAGAACGUCGAUGAUUUGGCUACAAUCCUCUCCCUCGAAAACGGAAAGGCCAUCUCUGAGGCCCGCGGCGAGAUAGCCUAUGCCGCAUCAUUCGUUCAAUGGUUUUCCGAAGAAUGCACACGAUCGUAUGGUGACAAUAUCCCUAGCUCGUAUCCUAGUUCUAUGGUCUUUACCAGUAAAGAGCCAGUAGGAGUGUGCGGCAUUAUCACGCCAUGGAAUUUUCCAGCAGCAAUGAUAACGAGGAAGAUUGCACCUGCUUUCGCUGCUGGCUGCUCAGUAGUCAUCAAGCCUCCGAGCGAAACGCCAUUCACAGCAGCAGCACUUACCAAAUUAGCUCUGGCCGCAGGAGUCCCUGAUAAUGUCAUUGCCUUGGUGCCAACAAAGGAUCGAGAAGCCUCUUUAGAGCUUGCAAUAAACCCGAAGGUAAAGAAGAUUAGCUUUACGGGAUCCACCGCUGUGGGCAAAAUGCUGACAAGCCUUGCUUCGGGAACGAUGAAGAAGGUGAGUAUGGAGUUGGGCGGCAAUGCACCCUUCGUGGUAUUUGAGGAUGCGGAUUUAGACAUUGCCGUCGACGCCGCUCUUGUUUGCAAGUUUAGGUCUUCGGGACAAACAUGUGUUUGUGCCAACCGCCUCCUAGUUCACGAAAGCGUUGUAGAUGCCUUUUCCGAGAGACUGGUUGCUAAAGUGAAGAAGAUGCAACUCGGCAAAGGCAUCAACGCCAACACAACACAUGGUCCGCUAGUAAACGCGGCAGCUGUGGACAAAGUGGAACGACAUGUUCAGGACGCGCUCAAAAAGGGUGGCCAAUUGAGGAUUGGCGGUAGACGCCCAGAGGGGCUCACUGGGUACUUUUACGAGCCCACUGUCAUCACUGGAGCUACGAAGGAUAUGGAAGUUGCAAAAGAUGAGACAUUUGGGCCCCUGGCACCUAUAUUCGAGUUUUCCACGGAGCAAGAAGCACUCGAUCUAGCAAACGAUACCGAGUUCGGUUUGGCUGGCUACUUCUUCACUAAGGACAUCAGCCGAGUGCUUCGUGUAGCUGGAGCACUGCAGGUGGGUAUGAUUGGGGUAAAUACAGGACUCAUAAGUGCAGCAGAAACGCCAUUUGGAGGUAUCAACGAAUCUGGCGUGGGCCGAGAGGGCAGCAAGUAUGGUCUGGCGGAAUAUCAGAACAUUAAAGCAGUAACGAUUGGUGCUAUCAAGGCGUAG
Aaosphaeria arxii CBS 175.79 is the source of this 1524-nucleotide messenger RNA. Its product is annotated as aldehyde dehydrogenase. NCBI's taxonomy places the organism in Eukaryota, Fungi, Ascomycota, Dothideomycetes, Pleosporales. Bases 1 to 1524 code for a protein of 507 amino acids. The transcript has 3 exons. The record is from RefSeq and is a predicted model, not a curated record. Gene Ontology annotation, molecular function: succinate-semialdehyde dehydrogenase (NAD+) activity.